Porites evermanni is the source of this 1209-nucleotide messenger RNA. Lineage: Eukaryota; Metazoa; Cnidaria; Anthozoa; Scleractinia; Poritidae. The record is from the annotation of a GenBank genome assembly.
AUGGCUGCCAAUAAUACAACUGCAAUCUUCAAUAAUACAACUUCCUGCUAUGACGGAAGUUGCAUGCCAGUGGAUAAAAAUCCUUUUGUCUUCAACAAAUGGGAAAAAACGUUAAUUAUCCUCGCAAAUGCUUCGAUAUUUUGCCUCGCCAUUCCAGCCAACGGAAUCGUAAUCGCAGUAAUAUCACGUGUGCAGAACGUGCGUACACCGACAAGUACAUUUCUCUUAAAUUUGUGCGUCGCAGAUAUCUUAAUCGCAUUGCUUUACAUUCCGUUCAUUACGGUCGACAUGUAUAUCACUAGUCACUGGAUAUUUGGAGACUUCAUGUGCCGAUUGGUAUCAUUUGUAUUCUACCUAGCCACGUAUUUCUCGAUUUUAAUUCUCACCGCUAUAUCGGUUGAGCGAUACAUCUCGGUUUGUCUUCCAAAAAGGCUACGGUUGACCGCUAAGAAAGCGUUUAUAACCACUGUUGUUUUAUGGCUUAUCGCGGUGUGCCUUGCCAUGCCGUUUUUUAUCGUCAAAACCACAAAAGUCCAUCGUCAAGUCGAGCAUUGCGUACUAACCUGGUCGAAAAAGUCAGCUAAGAUUUACCACACUGUCGCUCUCACCCUGUUUUACAUAAUGCCUAUUGCGUUCAUGGGAAUGGUGUACUAUAAAAUUGGAAGAAAAGUUUGGUCCAGUGCGAACAGGACAAGCUCAAUGAAGCUCUCGAAAAAACACUCAGCUCACUCCAAGCUACGCUUUACAAAGAUAGCCCUUGCUAUUAUUUUGAGCUUCACGAUUUCAUGGACCCCACGGAAUGCAGCCAAGACACUGCAUUUGUUCGAUAAGAACUUUCCCUACUCAUACGAGUUUGCUCAUAUCGUGUACCCCAUAAUUUACUGGGUAGCCUUCUCCAACUGCGCCGUCAAUCCGCUAAUCUACUGCUAUAUGAGUCAAAACUUUAGGAAAGCUUUUAAGAUUUUUCGGAAUCGAAGGACACGAAGUUAUCUUGUAGAGUCGAUGAGUGUCAUGUCUAGAUCAAGCUCCAAGCGGUUUAGCAGACGAAUUCAAAAGCCUCCAGAUGAAACCUUUCCUCAAGAGAUGGAUGGGGUACCUAACGAACACGAGGAUCUUCACACAAACUCGGAGGCUCGGGAUGGAUCCCAAGUCAGCAAACAUGAGAUGCGAACCAAAAAAGAUUUAUUUUUAAUAGUGUCAGCGCUAUAG